CGGCAUGGGUUGUUGUGUUCUCCUCUCUUCGCCGGUGACAUCGCUUCUUCUCGGAAAGAUGUUGCGAGUGCGUCGGGACGAGAGCCCGCGCGCGCACCGCGAAGAGAUGCGCACCACCUGAACGGAGACCGGGAGCGUUGCGGCGGACACCGCCCGAGGAAAACAAGGCGGUGACGACACUUGUUUGUUUUUUAUUCAUAUUUGUAUUAUUAUUGACCAAAAUGCCUAAACCAAAACAUUGCGAGGCGGUGCGCGUGGUGGUCCGCUGCCGGCCGCUCAGCAGCAGGGAGGAGGCGGACUGCGAGAGCAUCCUGUACAUCGACGACCGACUCGGGCAGAUCACCCUCCGGAAGCCCAGGGCGCCACCUGAGGAGCCCAUGAAGGUGUUCACGUUCGACUCCGUGUUCGGCUGGGACUCCAAACAACGCGAUAUCUACGAUGACGCGGUGAGACCCCUCGUGGAGUCCGUGCUCCAGGGCUUCAACGGGACCAUUUUCGCGUAUGGACAAACCGGCACCGGUAAAACGCACACCAUGCAAGGGGUUUCCAACGACCUGGAGAUGAGAGGAGUCAUACCCAAUUCAUUCCAGCACAUUUUUACCCAAAUAUCCAGGACUCAGAAUCAGAAAUACCUGGUGAGGUCGUCGUACCUGGAGAUCUACCAGGAGGAGAUCCGAGAUCUGCUGUGCAAGGACAACAGGAAGCUGGAGCUCAAGGAGAACGCCGACUUCGGGGUCUACGUCAAAGACCUGUCCUCCGUGGUCACGAAGGACGCCGCCGAGAUCCAACACGUGAUGGACAUCGGCACGCGCUCCCGGUCCGUGGGCUUCACCAACAUGAACGAACGCAGCUCUCGCUCCCACGCCAUCUUCCUCGUCACCGUGGAGUGCAGCGAAGUGGGUCCGGACGGCGAGGACCACAUCCGCGUGGGCAAGCUGAACAUGGUGGACCUGGCCGGCAGCGAGCGCCAGAGCAAGACGGGAGCGAAGGGUCAGAGGUUGAAGGAGGCGGCCAAGAUCAACCUGUCCCUCUCGGCGCUGGGGAACGUCAUCUCGGCGCUGGUGGACGGGAAGAGCAGCCACGUCCCGUACCGAGACUCCAAGCUCACCCGCCUGCUCCAGGACUCGCUGGGCGGCAACGCCAAGACGGUCAUGAUCGCCACGGUGGGGCCGUCGCACCGGCACUUCGACGAGUCCCUCGCCACGCUGAGGUAUGCCAACAGGGCCAAGAACAUCAAGAACAAACCUCGCAUCAACGAGGACCCCAAAGACGCCCUGCUGAGGGAGUUCCAGCUGGAGAUCGCGCGCCUGAAGGGCCAGCUGGAGGAGCGAGGGAUGAUGACGAAGGAGAGGCGGAGGAUGAGGCGGAACAGCAAGAGGCUGAGCAAAAGCAUGAUGGAGGAGGAGGAGGAGAAGGAGAUGUACGGGGAGAAGGACGUGGAGAGGGAGUUGGCGGAGGCAUGGAAGACUUUUGAGGAGGAACAGGAAAAAGAUGGCGGCGGCUUCUUCGGCGGCGGCGGUGACCUCCCCCCCCCCAGGGCGCUGACGUGCCAGAGGAGCGGCGAGAGGCUGAAGCACCUGAACGACAACAGAAAGAGUUUGGUGGACAUGCACUGGGACCAGGACGCGCUGGAGAAGAUCAUCGAGAAGUAUAAGGCGAUGGAGAGCAAGCUGUUAGUGGGAGGGAAGACGAUUAUUGAUCACACCAACGAGCAGCAGAAGAUGCUGGAGCUGAAGAGGCAAGAGAUUGCAGAGCAGAUCAGACGAGAGCGUGAGAUCCAGCAGCAGAUGAUGCUGCAGGACGAGGAGGUGCUGGAGAUGAGGGAGACCUUCUCCUCCCUGCAGCAGGAGGUGGAGCACAAGACCAAGAAGCUGAAGAGGCUGUAUGCCAAGCUGCAGCUGGUGAAGGCCGAGGUGAGAGACGUGGUCGACGAGCACGUGGAAAUCCGACAGGAGCUCGAGGAGACGCACACCGAACUCACCAGGGAACUCAAGUACAACAGGACAGGGAGACGUCCACACAUAGAGACCCUCGCCGGCACGCUCAUGCACCGCAGAUAUCUCCUGAUCGAGAACUUCAUACCUCCAGAGGAGAAGAACAAGAUCAUGCACAGGCUGCACUUUGACUGCGAUGAGGACCAGUGGAGACUCCAGCCAGUCAUUCCCACAGAGAGCGGCCCCACUCAGUUCAAGAGGAGGCCCCUCUCCGCCGUGGGCCACAAGAGGCCAAUCAGCCAAUAUGCACAGAUGGCUGUUUCCACUGCCACCGGGGCCCCGUGUCGAUACCAGGCUGAGAACAUCAUGAUGUUGGAUCUCGACAUGUCUCCACCGACCAUGUUGGCCUUGAACCUGAACGGCGCUCACCUGGAGAGAGUUUUCUCUCCCGGUCUGAUGCGGGAUCUCCUGGCAACGGUUCCCAUGAGAGCGAGGAGCACCGCGGCGUCACGGGUCAGGAAGUCCCAAUCCUGGUAUCAGGCACCACAAGCAGCAGCAUCCAUCUCAUCGUCCUCAUCGUCCACCACUCUGACGUCGGGAUCUCAGAGCUUCUCUUCUCCCUCUCAGAGGCCAUCCUCUGCUUCCUAUUUCCCACGGGAACGUCCGGUUCGGACAAGCCCCUGAUGUGUGUCGCCUGUGCCCGGGGGUCGUUGGCCUUAUAGUUCAAGCUUGUGCAGAGGACUCCAGAUCUGUAUGCCUUGAUUUUAAAUUGAUGUCACAACUUUUUUCUGAGAAAGAAUUCAUUUUCGUCAGCAUGCAUUCACCAUAACCAGAUAAUUUAUCUUGGUCCCAGUCUCUGAUGAGCACAGCCGACACUUUAUCAUUUGAAACCAGAGAUAUAGUAAAUAGUUUUGAGGGUCUUAACAGUUUUUUCUAUUUUAAUUUGAUACCAUUUUUAUUUACUUUUUUUUAAUGGAAACGUAUCUGUGGAUUUAUCCUGUAUGCUUAAUGAAUUGUUGCUUCAAUUUCUUCUUGGCGAUGUCAUUGUGAGCUAAACGUGUGAAGAAAGCCUGCGAUGCUCUCUUGAUUAGCUGCCUUAUUGUUUUUCAUCGGUGUGAAAUAGUGCAAAGUCCAUUUGCUUACACAUGAAAAUAAACACGGACGUGAUCUUCAA
Pseudoliparis swirei is the source of this 3108-nucleotide messenger RNA. It is a transcript of the gene kif3cb, whose product is annotated as kinesin family member 3Cb. The transcript is spliced from 9 exons. Gene Ontology annotation, molecular function: microtubule binding; microtubule motor activity; ATP binding. NCBI's taxonomy places the organism in Eukaryota, Metazoa, Chordata, Actinopteri, Perciformes, Liparidae. Gene Ontology annotation, biological process: microtubule-based movement. Bases 222 to 2618 code for a protein of 798 amino acids. The record is from RefSeq and is a predicted model, not a curated record.